Ichthyophthirius multifiliis is the source of this 1382-nucleotide messenger RNA. RefSeq lists its product as hypothetical. Lineage: Eukaryota; Ciliophora; Oligohymenophorea; Hymenostomatida. The annotation marks the transcript as partial. The record is from RefSeq and is a predicted model, not a curated record. The transcript has 3 exons.
AUGAGCGAAAAAUAAUUAAUCUAAUAAAGUAACCAAGAAAUUAAUUAUGAAGCCGAAUAAGAUAAUAAAAAAGAAGAAGAAUAAGGACACGAAUAAGACUAAUUCUUUUAAGAAAGAGAAGAAUAAUAAGAUCAUAAUGAUGAAGAAGAGCAAGAAGAACAAGAAGAAGAUCAAAGCAUUGAACAAGAAUAAAUAGAAAAUAAUAGUCAAAAUAAAUAAGCGCAAGAUUAACAAUAAGAUUCUUUAGAUUCAUAGUAAAAGUAACAAGAAGAACUAAAUAUUUUAAAAUAAAAUAGACAAGAAGAAGAGUUAUAAUCAUAAAAUUUAUAGCAAAAUACUGACUUAUUGAAUUUUUUUUUCAGAAACUUCCAACAAGAAAUACAAUCUUAUUUUGCAGAAUUUUAACAAAAGCAAUUUAAUACGGAUUAAUAAUAACAAGAAUAAUAAUAAGCUUCAAUAUUAGCAAGUGAUAUUCCUUUAGUUUUACGUGUAGCCUUGUAUUAUGAUAAUAUAACAAUUCAUGCUUAAAAAAAUGAUGAAAAUGAAAUUUUUAGUAAGCCUAAUAGCUAUAAAUAUAUACUUGAUGCACUUGAAAAAUACUGCAUUUCAAAUAAAAGUAUGAAAGAAUUCGAUCCAAAUACAACGAGAAUUUUCUAUAAUGAUUUUGUUGAUUUCUGUUAUUUUUUAAUUUAUUAUGACUAAAAUAUUUACCUCUAAUAAAGUUCUAAAGAUGAUUUUGAAGUUAAGGAAAGUCAAUUAGAAAAAUAAAUUAAAGAAAAUAUUGAUCAUUAUGAAAAGUAUUUGUCUAACAAUUAAUUUGUUUCUCCUUAAGAAAAACAAGUAGCUGUUAAUAUGAUUAAUAAUUUGAAAUAAUAAUUAGAAGCCUUAACAAAAGGAAAUAAACAUACAAAUUCUAAAACUUAUAAAACUGCAAAAACGCUAGAAUAAACGAGAUAAAGAAAUUUAAAAGAAAUCUUCACUUUUUAUGCAAAACAAUAAAAUGUUAAUGGACCAGCUUUUACUUUUGACAGAAUAGUUCAUGAAUAAAAUAUAAUUAAUUUAGCAAGUUUUUUCUUGUUUUUGAAAUAAUUCGGAAUAUUAGGAUAAAAUAAAUAUGUAACGAAAAAAGAAAUAUCAGUUUUAUUCAAAAAGUAUGCUCUUAAUUAUAAAGAGUUAGAUUUAGAACACUUUAAGAUUUUGAUAGAAAAAGUUGCAUUAACAUAUCUUAAAGAAGAGGAAGAAUUAUCAAGCAUAGAAAAAGUUGAAAAAAUUUAUUAAAUAUUAGAAAUUGAUAAUUUAAAUAAAUUAAAAUCUAAAUUCAGAUUAUUAAAUUAACCUUUUGGAAUACAGGAAAAAGUUGGUUUUAGACAGCUUCCUUCUGA